AUGCCACGUCGAAGGCCAAUAAGAACAAACCAUGGUAAAUGGAAAUGGACUGGAUAUAUAUCCAGUCCAUUUCCAUUUCGCGCUCACAGGUGGAAAAAUGGAGUCGAGGUCAUAAAUUGGUGUUCCAGAGACUCAAAAAGAAAUAGAGGCGAACAACCUAGAAGAUGGAAAGAUGUAAUUAAAAUGACAGGGCACCGUACAGGAGAAGAGUAUAAGGUACAAGACCCAAUGGUGAGAAGAAGAGAAGAAGAAGAGAAACAGAGAAGACCU
Brenthis ino (lesser marbled fritillary) is the source of this 270-nucleotide messenger RNA. The record is from the annotation of a GenBank genome assembly. Lineage: Eukaryota; Metazoa; Arthropoda; Insecta; Lepidoptera; Nymphalidae.